Photinus pyralis (common eastern firefly) is the source of this 5103-nucleotide messenger RNA. RefSeq lists its product as uncharacterized. The record is from RefSeq and is a predicted model, not a curated record. Gene Ontology annotation, molecular function: aspartic-type endopeptidase activity; zinc ion binding; nucleic acid binding. Gene Ontology annotation, biological process: DNA integration; proteolysis. The transcript has a single exon. The coding region runs from base 1 to 5103 and encodes 1700 amino acids. NCBI's taxonomy places the organism in Eukaryota, Metazoa, Arthropoda, Insecta, Coleoptera, Lampyridae.
AUGAACCAAGCAUCCCUUAGCAGGAAGCGCGCUCCAAUGCGAGCAAUGAUUACAAAGACUAUUAAGGAAAUUGAAUUGGCGCUAGAUACCAGAGAUCAGACGACGUUUGAGACAAAGAUUCAUUGGUUGAAAAUGAAAGGUGAAGAAUUAGCGAAAAUGGAUGAAGAAAUGAUGAAUAUUCUUGCCGAGUCGAAUGAUUCGGAAGAAGUCCUAAUAUCAGAAGCCGAAGGCGCGCAGCACUACCAAGAAGAAAUAUACCGCUGCACUUUAUUGAAUACGAGUUGUGAAAUUACAUCCGCUGGUGUUACUGUAUCGAAUAGACCGGAAGUAGGUAGAAUUAAGUUACCUAAGCUAGAUUUACGAGUUUUUAAUGGAGAAUUAGAGGAGUGGCUCGGCUGGUGGGCUCACUUUGAAAAGAUCGACAAAGCUUCUUUGGACGACGCAGAGAAAUUUCAAUAUCUGGUGCAGGCUCUGGCAGGACCUGCGAAAGAAUUAGUUUUAGGAUUCCCGCCAACGUCUGAAAAUUAUCCUAAGGCUUUGAAUUCCCUAAAAGAACGUUACGGAAACCAAGAUUUAUUAGGCGAAUUGUAUACGAGAGAUUUAUUGCAGCUUUGCAUACGACAGUCGAAAUCUAGACAGGAUAUUCUUCAAAUUCAUGAUAAGGUUGAGACAGCAUUACGUUCUCUAGAAAGUUUGCAAAUUAAUAUGAAAGAUUGUGCUCCUAUAAUUACCCCAUUAGUUGAAUCUACUCUUCCUGAGGAAACGCUCAAAGCAUUUCGACGCGCAUUACCUGUUGAGAAGCAAUCAUCUAAAGAUCGACUAACAUUUUUACUGCAAUUCCUGAAAAAAGAAAUUGAUACAGAGCAGAGGGUAAAAUUAGCUUCUAGAUGUUUUGACCCUUUUCCGACACGAACGCGUACAGCUCAAGUACUACAUACUAAAGAAAGAACCUUUGAAAAUAUUUGUAUUUUUUGUGAAAUACCCGGACAUAAAGGAAAAAACUGCAGGAAGGCGCUUAGGAUGAAAAUAGACGAUAAGAAGGCUAUUUUAUUGAAGAAGGGAGCAUGCUUUAUAUGUACCGAAAAAGGACAUACCCUCAAAGAUUGUAAAAUGAAUGAAAACUGCCCUGUUUGUCAGAAGAGACAUGUUUUACCUAUGUGUCCUGUAAACCGUUUCUAUUCGACUGGAAGAGGAGUUCCACAAGAAGAAAAUAAGAGUGAAGUACAACCGAAUCCUGAAAAAUUCGAAAAUAAGGAAACAUCUUCAAACUCGGUAGUUAUGUCAGUUGCUACGAUUUUGCCAACAAUUUUAGUUCCAAUUAGAGGAAGAUGGGGACAAGUCCGCAAAGUACAAGCCCUUGUAGAUUCGGGAUCUCAGAGAUCAUAUAUAAUUAGUAGAGUCGCGACAAAAUUGCAAUUGCCUAUUAUUGGAACUGAAAAAGUAGCAUUUGCCCUCUUCAGUGGAGUAACAUCAAAAGAACAAGGACUGAAUUGCUAUAGAAUUACAGCUCAAUCAAGAGACACUAUUUUAGAAAUGGAAGUAUUAGGAACAGAUCGAAUAACCAACUAUACCACGCAGGUUAAUGUUAAAAUUGAAGGAAAAGAAACAGAAAUUAGAGCUAGUAGCGGUCCAAUAGAAAUGUUGAUAGGAGCUGAUUAUUUCGGUUCUCUACUGACCGGAAACCGACGAGUUUUAGAUAAAAAUCUCACGGCAUUUGAAACUUUAUUUGGUUGGACUGUGUUAGGAACACCCUCUGCACUUAGAACCCUCUCAACGUGUGUUGCGAUAAAUCACGUAGAAGAAAUACACGACCUUGAAACUAAAUUCUGGGAAUUGGAACUUCUUGGUAUUAAAGAUGAUGCAAUACAAUGUGAUAAAAAAGAAGAGAUCAUGAGAAAUUUUUAUGAGAAUUUGAAGUACGAAAAUAAACGCUAUACUGUUUCGUUACCUUGGAAAAAUGAAGUUCGUCCUCCGCCCAAUCGAGCUCUAGCUGAAAGGAGAUUAAGAAGUGUAUCCAGUAGGAUGACUCCUGAAUUAUAUACCGAAUACGAUGCAGUUUUGAAAGAUUGGAUACUGACUGGUAUUUUAGAGGAAGCUGAAGAUAACGAUAAAGGACACUAUCUUCCGCACCGAGCUGUCGUACGUGAACAAAGUAACACAACCCGAGUGAGACCUGUUUUCGAUGCAUCCGCGAAAAGCGGGUUUUUGCCUUCGUUGAAUGAUACCCUCUCUGAAUGCAUAAAUUUUAUUGAAUUAUUGCCAAUAAUUCUCUUAAGAUUUAGAGAAAAUUUAAUCGGUUGUUGUGCCGAUAUUGAAAAGGCUUUUCUUAGAAUUAACGUGGAGGAAAAGGAUCGCGAUUUUUUGAAAAUACUUUGGUGGAACGAGGAAGGAGAGAUCAUUUCAUUAAGACAUACCAGAGUUGUAUUCGGCCUAAAACCGAGUCCAUUUUUGUUAUGUGCAGUAAUCAAGACUUAUUUGAAUAAAUUGAAAGACAGCAAUUUCAAAUUUCCUUGGGUAAUUGAAAAGAUGAGUAAUUCGUUUUACAUGGACGAUCUAGUCUGCAGUGUGAAUUCUAAGGAAGAGUUAGAUGAAUUUUUAAUUCAAGCUAAAAAUGUUAUGGAGUCUGCUUCGAUGAUUUUGAGAAAAUGGAAAUUUAGCGGUUGCGAUACACAUGACGUGACAGUUUUAGGAAUCCUCUGGUCUACGGACACCGACGAAUUAGGAUUAAACAUUGAUUGGUGGGAAGAAGAAAAGUUGCAGAAGCGGGACACCAAGCGUCGUAUUUUAAGUUUGAUUCACAAGCUAUUUGAUCCUAUUGGCAUAGUAUCGCCUGUGUCAAUAGUUCCUAGAAUUUUUAUGCAGAAGAUUUGGAAGAAUAAAAUAGAUUGGGAUACCCCAAUCAAUGAAGAAGAUCGAAAAGAAGUUGCAGAUUGGUGUAAAGAUAUUCAUUUGUUGAAGAAGGUUAAAAUUCCACGAUUACUAGGUAAUGUAGAAACGAUUAAAGGUGUUCAUGUCUUUUGUGAUGCCAGUAAGGCUGCUUAUGCCUGCGUUAUACUUGUAGUAAUCGAAGAUGAUGAUAGGAAAAUUGAUGUUCGUUUUGUUACCAGCAAAGCUAGGGUAGCUCCGAAAAAUGUAACAAUUCCAAGAUUGGAACUGAUGGCCGUUUUAAUCGGUGUAAGAUUGUUAAAAUCAGUCUUAGAUUCAAUGUCUUGGAAGGACAAACCUGUAUUCCUGUGGUCCGAUUCAACUACAGUCAUACAAUGGAUAAAGCGAAAUGAAGCGUGGUCAAUUUUUGUAAAGAACCGAGUCACAGAAAUUCGCAGAAAUUUGGCACCCCAUGUAACUAUAAGGCACGUACCUGGGGCUAAUAACCCGGCAGAUUUACCAUCGCGUGGAUGUAGUAUUAAGAAAUUUAUAGAAUGUAAAUGGUGGGAGGGACCAUCAUGGAUACGAAAUUUAGAAGAAUGGCCGUAUGAAACAGAAGCUUUAGAUGAAAUAGAAAUUGGUCUUGAAAUGAGAAAGAUUGAAAAUGUACAUGUUUGCACUGAAAAAUUGAAUUGGAAAGACCAUUUCUUAAUACGCUACUCUUCGUUUCAAAAAGCAGUUCGAGUUCUAGCUUGGAUACGUAGAUUUUUUAGAAAAUUUCGAAUAGGUGAGCAUCUCGAGCCAGAUCUCACUGUAGAAGAAAUAGGAAUGGCAGAGGAACACAUAUUUAAGCUUAUACAAACGGAUUUAAGAACCGAUGGAAAUAACUUAGAAACAUUUAGAGAUUCCAAAGGAUUGGUAAGAUUGCGAACCCGUAUUGUUAAUCGAGAUGAUAAUGAAUUAUUCCUGUGCCCGAUUGUAUUGCCUGGAAGCAACGAAUUAGUCUAUCGAUACAUUCGUGAGCAUCAUGAAAGAAUGGGACAUCAAGGAGUGCAAUUGCUCUUGAAUAAUAUAAGAGAAAGGAUUUGGGUGAUAAGUGGACGACGUAUCGUUCGGAAGGUAGUAAAUUCGUGCGUCAUUUGCCGAAGGUUUAGUACUAAGAAUUUAGAACGACCCACACCCCCAUUACCUGUGAACAGGAUUAAAGAUGCGGCCUGUUUCGAAGUUAGCGGUGUCGACUUCUGUGGACCGUUUUUACUGAAAACUGGAGAAAAGGCCUGGGUAUGUUUAUUUACCUGUGCUGUAUACAGAGCUGUUCAUCUCGAAUUAUGCCUAUCAUUAUCCACGGAUUGUUUUCUACAAGCAUUAAGAUGUUUUGUUGCACGAAGAGGGAGACCUAAGAAAAUUUAUAGCGAUAGAGGAACGAAUUUUGUUGGCGCAGCUAAUCUACUUGAAUUAAUUAACUGGGAAAAGGUAAACAAAUUUGCUACAAGUGAACGAAUUGAUUGGAAAUUCAAUGUGCCCAGUGCCCCUUGGUGGGGAGGUUGGUGGGAGCGUUUAGUAGGACUUCUUAAAAAUAUUAUGAGGCGUGUAUUAGGACAAGCCACCUUACAUUACCAAGAACUUUACACAAUCUUGUGUGAAUGUGAAAGCAUUAUGAAUAAUCGUCCUUUAACUUACUUAGAUGAAGGUGGUGAAGUAGCCCCGUUGACCCCAGCUAUGUUUUUAAGAGAUCUUAUAGAAGAUGGUAUGCCUGAAGUUCGAAGUGAAAGAGAUGAUUUAACCAGACGAGCAUUAUACCUUGCAAUGCUCCGGAGAGACCUGAGAAAACGUUUUCGAAAUGAAUAUUUAGGUUUUCUUCGAGCUCCUCGUCAUAAGAGUGACUCCCGCUCCUUGAUGAUUGGCGAUAUAGUUCUAAUUGGAGACGACAAUACCAGACCUUUGGAUUUUCCCCUUGCGGUGGUAGAAGAAAUGGUUCCUGGUAUAGAUGGAGUUGAACGAAUGGUUCGGCUACGCACAGAGAAGGGAAAGAUAUGUCGUCCGAUUCAGCGGCUCUACCCACUAGAGAUUCGUAGUUCUAUUGGUGAACUGAAGGAAAAUGCUGAAGCGGAAACUACUGUUCCACCUAUUGACAUGGUGGACUUGAAGGAUGACAGUCAAGAAGAUUAUGCAUCGGAAAAUACAGAUGUUAUUGAUCGAAGAGGACGGGUUAUACGUAGACCAAGUCGUUACCUUUGA